GCAGCACACCUUGGUCCAGAGCGAGGUUUCGAUUCUAAUAAAGUAUUUUCACCUUUUCUGACAUUCAAAUGUUAUGUCAGUUUGCUAUUUAGUUACGUCCCACAUGUUUAAGUGUACUUCUGUUGGCUAGUCUCGUAAUUUCUAUAUGUUCUUGAAUGACGUAACUAUCAAUAAAUGUCCUUGGAUGAGUCGCUAGCUAACAGUGGGAGAAAAGGUUUCCAGCAGCUCGCGCUCAUUCAUUGAUUCAAAGUAAUCAUGGCAGAACAAAGCCUACUGGAAACUGAGGCGAUACAAUGUAACGUUAAUGCUAAAGACACCGGCUUCAAAAAACGUUUAGGACUGAUCGCAACUGGAAUUGUCGGGGGGUCAUUGGUUGCCCUUUACGCUGUUGCAGGUCCAUUUGUUGCACCUGCUUUGAGAAAGGUGUGCCUACCUUAUGUUCCCGCAACUACAGCACAGGUGGAAAAUGUCCUGAAAGUGCUGCAGGCGAGAUCUGGAUCCCUCGUGGACAUCGGAAGUGGGGAUGGAAGAAUAGUGAUAGCAGCUGCAAAGAAAGGAUUUCGAGCUGUUGGAUUUGAGUUGAAUCCAUGGUUGGUGUGGUACUCCCGUUACAGAGCUUGGAGAGCGGGUGUUCAUCAUUCUACUUCCUUCCACAUUUCAGAUUUAUGGAAGGUCAGCUUUAAUCAGUACUCAAAUGUUGUCAUAUUUGGAGUACCUCAGAUGAUGGAUAAGUUGGAGGGCAAACUGCAGACAGAACUACAGAGCACAGCUAAAGUGGUGGCCUGCCGUUUCCCUUUUCCCACCUGGGCACCUGAUGGCACCGCUGGAGAAGGAAUAGACACUGUGUGGGUAUACGAUGCAGAGUCGUUCAAAACAGAAAGAGGAACACAUCAGGGACAUUUUGUAACUCCACAUCAGCCCCUGGGCAAUGAUGACACUACCACGUCAUACUAAUUGUGUUCAUCCCUGAAUGCCUCAGGGAUUUGUUGCUUUGAAAAUCAUUCCCAGGAUGUUAUCAAAUGUGUGAGUCAGUAAUAAAAAAAGUGAUAAUUUAAGCAAAUUC
Messenger RNA from Oncorhynchus keta (chum salmon), 1063 nucleotides. RefSeq names its product fATP synthase c subunit lysine N-methyltransferase (gene atpsckmt). Gene Ontology annotation, cellular component: mitochondrion. Bases 256 to 954 code for a protein of 232 amino acids. The transcript has 5 exons. The record is from RefSeq and is a predicted model, not a curated record. Gene Ontology annotation, biological process: regulation of mitochondrial ATP synthesis coupled proton transport; peptidyl-lysine trimethylation; positive regulation of proton-transporting ATP synthase activity, rotational mechanism. Lineage: Eukaryota; Metazoa; Chordata; Actinopteri; Salmoniformes; Salmonidae. Gene Ontology annotation, molecular function: protein-lysine N-methyltransferase activity.